CUACGGAAGGAUCAGUAGGACGCAAUAUGCAAGAAGAAGCUGCCCAAAUGAGUUUCCAGUCCAACCGCAUGGACAGCAUGGAAAAUCCCACUGAAACCACCAAACAAAGUCAGUUCCCAACAGCGUAUCCGAUGGAAGACCGAUAUGUGACAGGUUCUCCUACAAGUCAGGAUCAAACCUUUACCCCAGAUGAUGGUCUUUUCCAGUCCCAACAGAGAAUGACGCCUUCCACUGUUUCGUCAACAAAUAUCCAAGCUCAAAGUCAUAUGAACAGUUUUGCUGCGCAACAGCAAAUGUUUACUGAAAGUCAUCCCCAACCAGAACAACACGGAUUUUCUGCUUCAAGCCAUCAAUCCAAUAAUGUUCAGCAGCAAUUCUUUUCUGAAGACAAAUCCAACAACCAGGGACAAGGUCGAAUGCUUGCUGGUGGCGAUUACAUGAGAAACCAACAAGGAUAUUACGCUGACAGACAACAUGCCCAAGAAAACCGUCAGUUUUCUGAAAACAGACCACAAGAUUUCCACGGUGCACCAGCUGAAAACAAACAAGUGUUCGGUAAUGUUCAACUCUCUGCGUUCGAUAACAGGGAACAUCCCCUUGUUAUCCCAAGAUUAAGUCAUCCUGGAUCAGCUGUUUUCGUGUCAGGUCUUAAGAAUUUGCCAUCCCUGCCAGCACUCGUGUACAAUUCUGGAAGCUUCUCUGCUGCGCAGUCAGGGACACCUGUAACAUCUUUAACUCCAGCUUAUGCAUUUGGCUCCAACACUUUUGCUCCAGUUCGUGCUGUGACGUCAUCAGCAACUGUGUCUUCAGCUGCUUUGACUCCAGUUCAUACUGCCCCAUACGGAUACAGUACCCUGUACCACGAUGGAUCUGCUUCGGGACAUCAUUUGUCAACUCAAUAUGCCUCUGUGAAGCAACACGUGCAGACCCCGUACGCAUCCGUGCAGCAACAUCUGAAAACCCCGUACGCAUCUAUCAAGCAACACUUUCAGACACCACAUGUGAGAUACGUGUACAGUCACUUACUGUAAGAGCCAGUCAAUGACGUUUAAAGACACUCAAGGGAAUUUAUUCUGCAUGGUAUUAUUAAAGGUUUCGGGCAUUUAACUGAUAGGUUUAUGCUUUUUAAAAUUUCAUUAGCAUAUCUUUAUCUAAAUUAGAGAAAAUGGAAAAGGACAAUAGUGCUCUUUUCUAUUUUCUCUGUAGAAUGUGGAAAAGGUAGAUUGGGUGUGUUAGGUUGCAUACUAGCUCAGUUGAGGUGAAUAAAGUGAUAGCUUUGAAGUUUGUUUUUUUCUCUUUGCUUUUAUUUAUAAUUUUUUUUUAAUGAAUCUGACAUAUCCCAUGUGCCAGGUUGCCCAGGCGACGAAAAACUAUAUCUUAGUGACCAGAAUAUUUCAGAAAACAGAACCUUUCAAAAAGCAAUGCUACACUGAAUUUUCGUAACUCCAAGAAAUUUGACUGGCACGCUUAAAGUUUUUUCCUUACUCUUAAGAUUUUUGAAAUUUUGUCGGUCUCUCUCUAUACAGAAUAUAUCAUUAAAAUUAUAACUUUAAUAUGAUAGAAAAAAUUUACCCUUUAUUGACAAAAAGAGAAAAUGAAGAGGAGACCAAGAUUGAAAUUUUAGCAGUAAUAAAAAUUCCUACAGCGAAAUAUCUCUCAUUCUAAAAAAAAAAAAAAAAAAGAAAAGUAUUGUGUGUCAUUGCCAAUUCAUUGUGUCAACAAGUCUUAGUUUCCAAGGCGUGUAAUUAGACAAAUAACAAUAUUCAAAAAUACAGAAUAUUAUUUUACACCAAAAAAGCGAUAAUUAAUCUAGUUCCAGCUGAGAAAACUGAAGAUUUAUGCACAAAAGAAUAUUUUGCGAGAGAACGGUGACUUGCAAAGAAUGAUAAUUACUAAUCAGUCAUAUCAGAUGAAGGACAGUAACCUUGGCAAAUGUUUUUAAAUAUUAAAAUAUGGCUCUAUUUUUUGGAUUGAAUAUUUAUUUAUUUACAAAAAUGCCUGGAUUUAACACUAAGUCACUUGCUUUCUGGCUUCCUAAUAUUUAAAUACAAUAGAUAUGGUUAAAAUUGUUAUGCAGAGCGCGUGUCUGAACGGCAACUGUUGAUUGCGAGUCUAGAAUUGCAUAGGCUGUAAGCCGGUGAUUCCUUCUAUCCUACUUUUAAAAGGUGGACAUUGAGGCAAUUGUUUUCGGUUAAAAACUGAAAUAGGCAACAGCAGAAUUUCCUUGAAGAUCUACUACUGUGACAGACUAUGUAACCCAGGGUGUGUUAGAGAAAGGUCUGGCGCACUACGCCCCAUGGUGACUUAAACUAAACGGAAGAAAUUUCCGAUACGUCAAAAAAAUCGCAUUUAAAUUUGACAAUGGCAUACAAUUCAAAUAAAAUUAAUUACAUAUAGUAUGAAUAAAAAAAUAAUCGUUACAAUAAUAAAAGAGAAACUGCUUGAAAUAGAUUAAGUUGUUUACGUGAUAAAAUAGGAUGAUCCACAAUUGAGUUUAAGGAAAUAAAGUUUGGAUAAAUAUAAAUUAACUAGUUCGGUAAUGGAAGUUUUUGAUGCGAUUAUUUUACGUCACCAUUUUCAGUUAUGUUUUUUUUUUUAAUUAUUAUGUGGAGUUUUCAAAUCUCUGUUUGGUAUUUACUAAUGGUAAAUGUCAAAUUAGAAUUUACAUUUUAUAGUGGAAAAAGCUUUUCGGGAUAAAAUUUGAAUGGUUCUUUUUCUUUCUAAUUAGAAUGGAUUUUAGUAAAUAUAGAAUGCCAAGAUUUUACAUUAUUAUUAUCGCUUUCGAAAAAAUUUCGCUCCUGUUUGAUGCUAGUUACUAAACUUAAAAUGCUAUAAAUAAAAAAAAAAAUGCUGUGAUAAUUUUAUUCUUCAUGGUGUUGUGUUAUUAUAACUUCUUAAAUAAAGAAACAAUA
Molecule: messenger RNA, 2912 nt
Organism: Uloborus diversus
Lineage: Eukaryota; Metazoa; Arthropoda; Arachnida; Araneae; Uloboridae
Exons: 2
Coding region: 27-1031 (334 amino acids)
Source: RefSeq, a predicted model, not a curated record